CCCUCCCUUCCCUCUCUCUUCCCUUAUAUAGCUCUAGUGCCAUCCUUCAAUACCUCUGAUGGGGAUCAGACGCUGUCGUGCAACUGCCCAGCUUGAAGGACCCUGAUGUUGUCGCAGAGUGUUCUACUCACACUGCGCGAAAAGCAAGUCCUAUGAACACUCCUUGAAAGGGUUUAGCUAUGGCAGCAGCCGCUAGCCACUUGGCUCAACGAAAUCUCCCAGUUCAAUGGUGAGAGAGGAUGAAUGUGAGCUCCAUGGAGUCGUUGAGACCGGUGCCUUCGAGGCGGAUGAUCCACGGAGAAGUCGCAAGGGAGAAUUCAAACGCUUGGACGGUCUCAACACGCGUUUGGAGGAUCGCGAUCCAGCGUCUACUUUCGUGAAUCCAGCUAUGCGAGUGCACGUCGGAUUGCCAGGAGGCUACAAAGGAACGCUGACCAGCGACGAUGUGCUCAUUGUUCCUGAACUGCUUUGUGGUCAGGAGGACCUCUCCUUGUACCACAACAUGGUUGAGGAGAUCAGGCAUGCCCAAGCGGAAGGCAUGAAAGAUGCGCGCUGGGCCUCUUGGAAGGACGGCUGCCAUCUCAUCAACAAGGCCCCCGACUGCUCGGCCACCUAUCGCGACGCGGUCGCGAAGAUCAUUGCAUACUUCAGAAUCUCGGCGCCGUCCAUGUAUUCGCGCUUCAACUGGUAUGCAAGUGGUGCUGAUUGGAAGCCACUCCACCAUGACACUGCAGCCUUCAGCCAACGCCGCUUGGGGAAGCAGAACAUCACUGUUGGGGUUUCUCUUGGAGGCGAACGAGAGUUGGCCUUCCGCCAUGUCUCCCAUGGCACCUUGACCUACUUCCCUCAGCCCAAUGGCAUGGCCUUCUCUUUCGGCCAAAGGUGCGUCAGUUCAUGAAAGGUUUCUCAAACCACAGGUCUUGGUGGUCUACUCAACAAAGGGCCAUGGGUUUGCUGUUUGUGCAAUAUGCUUUGUUGGCACCUUUGCACUGGUUCACAGAAACUAGGAUUGAUGGGUCUCGCGAGAGAGAGAGAGAGAGAGAAUCAGUAGCAGCACAAUAUGUUCAUUCUUUUUGUUUAGGAGGGUUGACUGACUGUCAAAGUCAGGGCUUGUUUGUUGAGGAUCAACAUCAACUGGAAGCACGGCAUCAACGCGUUGCCAGUCGAAAAACACAAUCAACUUGGCCGCAUCUCAAUUAUCAUUUGGGGUUGGUCAGAGCUAGUUGAAGAUGAUCCUGAAGCCGGAGAAGUGGCCAAGGCCGAGGCCUUCCAAAAGCCUUGCAAGCAGUUCCAGAAGGGCAAAUGUACGUACGGCGAACGCUGCAAAUUCACACAUUUUGAAGCUGAGUCGGCAGAGGCUCCACUGGCGAAUGGACAGCAAACAGCAACGGAUCCGUGUUGAGAGAAGAGCACCUCACAAGGGUAUGCGGAGGAAUCAAUCAGAUCAAAGCCUGCGAUCUAUUGCGAGACACUCUGAAUUCCGAUCGAUCGAUAAUUUGAGCCACGGGCCACGGACCUCCUGCAUUUGAUUCAAUUUCGACCAACGAGAACAAGACGAUACAAGGCGUUACACGAUCAAAUACAC
Durusdinium trenchii is the source of this 1585-nucleotide messenger RNA. The record is from the annotation of a GenBank genome assembly. NCBI's taxonomy places the organism in Eukaryota, Dinophyceae, Suessiales, Symbiodiniaceae.